AUGGAUGCUGCGCUAUCGGGAGAGGAGUCCAGUGGUGGAGUAGCAGCUCAAAACCCGAGCGGGCAAGGGAACAGGUGGAGCAUAAUGAAUGCAUUCAUUUAUGACCGGAAUGCGUGGACUAGCCGUCGGGGGUCGGGCCAAAGGGAAGGAGUUGGAGUUUCGGUUUUCACUUCAAAGCUCAAUAACAUGAACCAUGCAUCCCUGCAACAAGUUCAUUGCAGAGGGCCCAGGGAGUACCGCCGAAUGUGGGAGAUAAAGGCGAGAUGGAAAAAAGUUAGAGAAGGCACCAUUGAUGGAAAAUUUAAGGAGCUAGCGAGUACUGACUCAAGACUCACUAUAGGAGGUGAAUUCUCAAAAAUGUUGGCGGAAAUAAUGCACAGCUCAAGCUUGGGUGGAAAGCUCAAGAAGGUGAUUCGAGGGCUGAUAGCUUCACUAUAG
Messenger RNA from Linum trigynum, 438 nucleotides. The record is from the annotation of a GenBank genome assembly. Lineage: Eukaryota; Viridiplantae; Streptophyta; Magnoliopsida; Malpighiales; Linaceae.